ACAUAGAAUUUUAUUCGAGUGGCAAGACAAUGUUCUAAACUAAAACUAAACACUCUUCACCCGUGUUCAUCGUCGGGCAUCAAGCAAUUCAGCAUAAACACACACAAUGUUAAGCAACAGCGUAUCAAUCUCAAUGUCGGACGACGACUCCAACGAAACAAACCGGAUCCGCCCAAGUCGAACCCGUAGAAAGCGGAAGAAACCGGGUCACCGAACCACCUUCGGAGAGCUUCCACGCUACUUCCUCAGGCUUCUCCUUAGAUACUGGAUCCUCUUGGUUCUCCUCCUAGCCCUCGGUUUGCUACUCUUCGAAUCAACCAGGAUCGGAACCAAAUCUGCAAAUUCAGACCACAGCCAGCUGAAAAAACACAAUCCAGAUUCGAGCGGAAACAAGAAAAACGAAGGAAACUUGAAUCGAUUGGAUCCCACCACGAAAGUUAUCGGUGGUGUUAGGCAACGUUGUUUAAAGCUUCUACCUCCUGAAGAGCUAGAGCAUCUUGAUAUCUUAGAGCGUAUAGACUCAACCUCUCCGGUUAAGAAACUUGUGUACCUAACCGGUACAGAUUCAUCAAGCUCUCCGGUUCGUGGGAAUGGGACGCGUUUUAAUUUAUUUACUGGGAACCAGAGUUUUGCUGAGAGAGAGACUAGUUUUCAGGUGAGUGAGACAGUUUCAGUGCAUUGUGGGUUUUUCAAUGAGAAUGGUGGGUUUAGAAUUGAGGAUGAGGAUAAGAAGUUUAUGCGAAGUUGUCAAGUUGUGGUAUCCACGUGUGCCUUUGGUGGUGGAGAUAACCUUUACCAACCUAUUGGAAUGUCUAACGCAUCAACUCAAAAGGUAUGCUACGUUGCGUUUUGGGAUGAUGUUACACUCGCAACACAGGAAGCAGAGGGUCAUAAGAUUGGCGAGAAUGGUUACAUUGGUAAAUGGCGAGUUGUGGUCGUAAAGGAUCUGCCUUUUAUGGACCAAAGGCUCAAUGGAAAAAUCCCAAAGAUGUUGUCUCAUCGCCUUUUCCCGGAGGCUAAGUACUCGAUUUGGGUAGACUCCAAGUCCCAGUUUAGAAGGGAUCCACUGGGCGUGUUAGAUGCUCUUCUUUGGAGAACAAACUCGGUGCUCGCCAUUUCAGAGCAUGGAGCUCGAGGUAGUGUAUAUGACGAGGCGAAAGCUGUCGUCAGGAAACACAAAGCUACACCCGAAGAAGUCCAAGUGCAGAUCAAUCAGUACCGGCGUGACAAGUUACCAGAAGAUAAAAGAUUCAACGGGAAAAAAGCUUUGUCUGAAGCCUCUGUGAUUGUGAGGGAACACACACCACUGACGAACCUUUUCAUGUGCCUCUGGUUCAAUGAAGUGGUACGCUACACGUCGCGUGAUCAGUUGAGUUUCCCGUACGUGUUUUGGCGAUUGAGAGUUCUGAAGAACGUCAAUAUGUUCCCUGUGUGUACACGUAAAGAUCUCGUCAACAGCAUGGGUCAUGUACGCAAGGCAAAACCGUUAGAGUUUAGUCUAUAAAGUUUUCUCUUAACUUUCCAAUUUAAAUUUUUAUAUAAUCAUUUUGUGUGUUAGCUAGUCUAGUGGAUACAUAGAAACUGAACCGGUAUUUAUCAGAACUGAAAGCGAGCUACAGUUUAAUUUCGGCAAUUUAAAGUUGGUGUGGUAUGCUUGCUUCAAUGGAAACUCGUUCAACAUAUGAUAGUAAAGACUCCCUUCGGGCGAGAGUAUCUCGUUGAAUAUAAUAAUAAGUCUCUUUGAACCUGGA
Messenger RNA from Brassica rapa (field mustard), 1751 nucleotides. RefSeq lists its product as uncharacterized. The record is from RefSeq and is a predicted model, not a curated record. Lineage: Eukaryota; Viridiplantae; Streptophyta; Magnoliopsida; Brassicales; Brassicaceae.